This is a messenger RNA of Acaulospora colombiana, 389 nucleotides long. NCBI's taxonomy places the organism in Eukaryota, Fungi, Glomeromycota, Glomeromycetes, Diversisporales, Acaulosporaceae. The record is from the annotation of a GenBank genome assembly.
AUGGUCCUCGUCAUCGGAAUAUUCGUUAUUGGCGCCUCUUCCACUGGAAAGACAACGUUAUGCCAGGCUCUGGAAAGAGAGCUUAAACAAAAAGGGUUCUAUGUGAUGCAUAUAUCCGAAGUAGCUCGGAGCGUCAUGCGAAAGCAUGGGUUUACGAGAGAGGACGUUGGGACUCUGUCCAUGCAGAGAACGAUUAUGCAAGAACAAAUCUUAGAAGAAAACAAGAGGUUAAUUUCUAUUGAAAACCUGAAGUUGCAAUCAAAAGACGAACCUAGUUUGCCAUGUGUGUUACUCUGCGACCGCACGGCAAUCGACCCCCUGGUCUAUGCAACCAUGAAAUUAGAUCAGGAUUCGGUUCAGAAAAUGGUCCAGGACCCACUGUUUCAAGA